UAGGAGAGAGAAACGCGUCAUGAGGAAGGUCUUCUCUGCUGGGUUGCUUGCACUGUUCUUCAUGACCGGGGAAGCUCUUGUGUGUCGUAUGUGCCUACAAACAUCCCCUUACAGAGAAUGCACCGACGGCGGCGAUUUCUGCCUGGCAGGCCCUGGACAGUAUUGCCAAGUCCUCAGAGUGAUACGCAGAACCGGUCCGGUUAUUAGGAUUCGGAGCUGCACGAAGACUGGGAGCGAAGAAUGUGGCCUCACCAAGGAGGUGGGCCCGUACAGCCUUAGGUUCACCACUACCUGCUGCAGGAGGCACAUGUGCAACAGAUAGAUGGCAUGGGUCUCCAAC
Molecule: messenger RNA, 340 nt
Organism: Alligator sinensis (Chinese alligator)
Lineage: Eukaryota; Metazoa; Chordata; Crocodylia; Alligatoridae
Gene: CUNH9orf57
Product: chromosome unknown C9orf57 homolog
Exons: 3
Coding region: 20-322 (100 amino acids)
Source: RefSeq, a predicted model, not a curated record